Molecule: messenger RNA, 489 nt
Organism: Cladophialophora bantiana CBS 173.52
Lineage: Eukaryota; Fungi; Ascomycota; Eurotiomycetes; Chaetothyriales; Herpotrichiellaceae
Exons: 1
Coding region: 1-489 (162 amino acids)
Source: RefSeq, a predicted model, not a curated record
AUGGCUGUGCCUUACUCAAUAAGCAAGGCUGCCAUGAACAUAAUGAUGGGGAAGUUCAGUGCCUCGUACAAGAAAGAGGGUAUUCUGUUUAUGGCCGUCAGCCCAGGUGCCGUCGACUCCGACGACGAUGUCCGAGGAUCAAAUGCACCAGUCCAGCAUGUGGAGGGAGAUUUGUCGCAAACACUCUAUCUCGUGCGGCCAUGGCACAAGUUUGGUAUGCCCACAUUGCAAGGUUUCGUCCCUUUUGGUCCCUCAAAUCGAAAUCCCCAGACGCUGACAUCAGGAUGCGUCAUCGCAGGAAGCGCUCCGGAGCUGCAAAAGUGCAAAGAACAAGGCCGAAAGUUCAAUAAAUAUAAACCGAGUUACACCAAGCCGCUGAAUACUCGAGAAUCGGUCGAUUUUGUCUUAAAGGUUUUGAGUGAGAAGAGCAUAGAAAGCGGAGACGCAGGGGCAUUUAUCUCUCAGCUGGGCAAUAAAAGAUGGCCAUAG